AUGGGUUUCCCUUUACGCUUGUUAUCAUCACUGUUGUUGUGCCUCUUGGCCCUCCUCCUCCACCGGGCCACGGUGACAAGCCAAGACUGCUGCGCAUGGGAGGGGGUCAUCUGUGGUGCCACCACUGGCCACGUCGUCAGGCUCGACCUCCGGAAUACGUUUGAUCGGGCAUUACGCGGUGAGAGGAUGAACUCGUCAUUGCUUGCUUUAUCUCAUCUGAAGCACUUGGAUCUUAGCGUCAAUGAUUUCAGGAGAAUCUGCAUACCGGAAUUCAUCGGCUCCUUCAAGAAACUGAGAUACCUCAAUCUAUCUUCUACACGAUUCAUGGGAGGAAUACCUGCUCGGCUGGGGAACCUUUCGAGCCUCUACGUUCUUGAUCUAAGUGAUGCUUUACGUCUUGCACCCCUUGUUGACAACCUCGACUGGCUCUCUCAUCUUACCUCCCUGAAGCACCUGGAGUUGAGCUGGUUGAACCUAACCGGUGCCCCAGAUUGGUUCUCGUCCGUGAACGUACUGCCAUCCCUCCAAGUGUUAAGUAUGUAUUCCGUUGGUCUCAAGACCAUCCCAGCUUCUGUUGUCCACGUCAACUUCACCUCCUCUCUUACCGUCCUUGAUCUCUCCUCUAAUAAUUUCAACUCCACCUUACCCAAAUGGUUGUGGAAUAUUAGCAGUCUUACCCAUCUUGAUCUCUAUAAUUCUGGAUUCCAUGGCGUUAUUCCUGAUGCAAUUGGAGACUUGGGCUCUCUUACUUUUCUUGAUCUAGGAGUCAAUCAACUCGAGGGUACCGUACCGAGAUCCAUGGUUGAUCUCCAUAGACUGAAAGAAUUACAUAUGCCGAGGAACCAAUUGACAGGAAAUUUGAGCGGUUGGCUGGAGCAAAUGACGAAUCUCAUCAUUUUGGAUCUCCGAUCUAAUUUAUUCAACGGUUCCAUGCCUUCCUCCGUUGGUAAAUUGUCUAAUCUCACUGAAUUGUAUCUCGGUGGAAAUUCUCUUGGAGAUGUCAUUUCACAAGUUCAUUUUGAGAAUCUUACACGAUUGCAAGUGUUGGGUUUGUCUGGCAACCCCAUCACCAUAUCAAUUGGACAGAGGUUACGGUUUCUUGAUUUGGCUCAAAAUAAUUUUGUUGGAAGUAUACUGCUAUGGAUGGGAGAAAAUCUACAACAACUGGUAGUGCUUCGUCUACGUUCAAAUAUGUUUUCAGAAGUUGUUCCUUGGCAACUUGCUUGA
Molecule: messenger RNA, 1227 nt
Organism: Musa acuminata AAA Group (dessert banana)
Lineage: Eukaryota; Viridiplantae; Streptophyta; Magnoliopsida; Zingiberales; Musaceae
Product: receptor-like protein EIX1
Exons: 3
Coding region: 1-1227 (408 amino acids)
Molecular function (GO): protein binding
Source: RefSeq, a predicted model, not a curated record